Anarrhichthys ocellatus (wolf-eel) is the source of this 3399-nucleotide messenger RNA. RefSeq names its product CD81 protein-like. Bases 184 to 906 code for a protein of 240 amino acids. NCBI's taxonomy places the organism in Eukaryota, Metazoa, Chordata, Actinopteri, Perciformes, Anarhichadidae. The transcript has 8 exons. The record is from RefSeq and is a predicted model, not a curated record. Gene Ontology annotation, cellular component: plasma membrane.
UUGAUUGUGUGUGAGUGAGGGAGGGAGGGAGGAGUUGGGUGUUGCCUCGGUCUUCGAGCUGAAGUCAGGAUUCCCAGUCGACACUCAGUCCCUGUUACACACGUCGUGAGACACUCGGCCCACUACACUGCCACCGUCCUGUAUAAACUCUUUCUCCGAAUACAUUUGACUAAACGGACCAACAUGGGAGUCGAAGGCUGCACCAAAUGUAUCAAGUACCUGCUUUUCUUCUUCAACUUCAUCUUCUGGCUCGCGGGAGGUGUGAUCCUGGGCGUGGCCCUGUGGUUGAGACACGACCCCAAGACCAGCAACCUGCUGGAGCUGGAGCUUGAUGGAGACCCCGCCCCCAGCACCUUCUACAUCAGUGUCUACAUCCUGAUCGCCGUCGGCGCCGUGAUGAUGGUGGUCGGUUUCCUCGGAUGCUACGGCGCCAUCCAAGAGUCCCAGUGUCUUUUGGGAACUUUCUUCGCCUGCCUGGUCAUCCUGUUCGCCUGCGAAGUGGCAGCCGGAAUCUGGGGCUUCAUGCACAAAGGCACCGUGUCGAAGGAGAUGAUCAAGUACUAUGACUCCGUGUACGAAAAGGUCGUCUCAGAGACCCUGACCACCGACCCGAGCAAGAGAAAGGCCGCCGCCACCGUGCUCAGGGUCUUCCACGAGACGCUGAACUGCUGCGCUAAAGGCUACGCGUCCUCCAUCCUGAUGCAGAUGUCGGACAAGUUCGGCCUGACUAACAUCUGCCCCAAAUCUGGGAUGUCAGUUGAUUGCCACAAGAGGAUCGAAGAGUUGUUCACAGAUAAGAUCUACCUGAUUGGUAUCGCCGCCCUGGUGGUCGCAAUUAUUAUGAUCUUCGAGAUGAUCUUCAGCAUGGUGUUGUGCUGCGGGAUCCGCAACAGCCCGGUGUACUAAAGCAACGGGCCGCCGAAGGAGGGACGAGCACGCAGCGUCUCCCGUCUCGCUCUUUUUCAUUUUCUUUUAUAAAAGCAGGAAACGUUACAUAUAUUGCUUGCUGGAUUUAGUCGGCUCUUUGAGAAGACAACGUAGACCAUCCUCCAUUGAGCAUUUUAAUUACACUGUCUUUUUUUUUUUUUUUUUUUUUUUUUUUUUUUUUUUUUUUUUUUUUUUAGUUAGUGACAGAUAAUGUUAUGCAUAUUUGACCAGUGCUAUCCUAACCCCGAUAUGUAGAUAUUAUAUCACACUGUUGCACAUGAAUGACGUCCGCUGUUGCUCUAAUCCUUUAGUGACGCAUUAGUGGUUUUACUGCUUCCUCCGCCUAUGAACAUGGUCUUAUAUUCUUGGAUUUAAUGGAUGUUUUUUCACUGUUUUAUGUAUAAACUGUAUAUAAAUAUCUAUAUUAACAGUGCUUUAUGACUGCCGAAGCAUGCAAAUUGCAUUGCAGUAGAUCCUUCUCCUGUAUCCUUCCUGCUCUCUCUGCUUGUCCGUCUUGCUCUAGACUAAAUCAGAUGAUGGCGCGCGUGACCGGCACCGGCACCAGUGAAGCGCUAGAGUCGGCCUCGCCGCGCCACACGAGAGGUGAACACACACGCAGCCCCUGUCCUACAAGACCGUUGUCCUGCUUCACACCCACGCCGCUGUGUGAUGUCUGCAGGAACUGACUAAAGAAGGAAUCUCAGUUAUUUCUUGGAUGCUGGAACCAAAGUCAAAGUGACCCGAUGUCUGUCGUUUUGGCCCCGUGGAGGUUUUUGUUGACCAUUUGUCUUCGGCCGUUUGUUGUUCAUUGUGUGUCCAAAAUUGUCUUGAGUGCUCAGUUGUAUGAAAACCUUGAAGGAAAGUUUGGCCUAGCCUGGUCCCAGACUUAGGAAUCACCACCUGCAUCACAAAUUUAGUCAAAAAGUUUCAACUGUGGUAAACAAAAGGCCAUUCCUUCUGAGUGUUAUCUUUUUGUACGAUUUUCUCCCGACAACAACAGGAGUAGAAAUAUUUCUGGAAACCCGCCCCUUUGGUGCAAUCUUUAUUAAAUAACUGAUUAAUCAAAAAGAGGAAAAAAAAACUUAUAAGUUUUAUACAACUGUGCACUUCUUUGUGGAGGCAAUGUGCUUAACACUAUAAUCUCUUAAAUCAGAGGACUCAGAUUGAAAUAUGACCCGUAACAUCUUCACGUGAAGCAGGUUGCCUCACAUCUAGCGGUGCUCCUGAUGCAUCCAUGUAUUGGCCACGUGUUUUUUUUUCCCAACAAUCUUGUUGACCGCCGACACAUCAGCCACCUGUCCCAGGUUGCUCAGCUCUGUAGGAACUUAAUUGACUACAUGCUCGUAGAGGAAGCGCACGGUGAGACUCCAGCUCGUAGCCAGCGCUACCGCAGAAAGAGCCUUGGUUUGGCGCUCUGAAAAUCUGGGUUUGCCUCGAUCUGGUUAAGUCUAGUCCUGACUAGUCCCGUCUCAUCUGACCUGCUUGUGUCGUUGUACUAUCCCUCCUCGUCCCCGCUCGUGGUGGUAACUGUUGCAAGGCGAAGAACGGAGACUCCUGGAAGUCACAACAUUCGGAGAAGAAGUAGUUCCAGCAUGUAGCUCCCCUUAAAAUGCAAAACCUAUCCGUGGUAUCUCGUGAUUAAUUAUCUCGUAUUUGAUUGCAUUUAAUUUCACAAGUGGUCACUUGAUUCUGUUUCUGUGACUGUCGCAGGCUGAUUGCAUUGGUGAUACUGACCACCGACAACAGGUCAGUCUCACCUGCCUGCUGAAGUUCAGCCAAUCGGAUCGCUCCCACCUGGUCAACCGAACGUGCCGUUUAUCUAGUCCAGCAGUGCUUCUUUUUUUUAAUUUUCUUUUUUUUUUUUACUUCACCGCAAAAUAUUGUUGUCCUGAGGUCUGCCACACCGCACAUUAAGUCACAUCGUCUCGUGUAACCUCACAUAUCAUCGCAGCUUUUUGUCGGUGGACUAAAUUUAAAAAAACAUGUCUCGUUAACAUUUCAUACUUAAACCGAGAAACAGUAAAAUAAAUAAUGUCUUGUAAUAUUUACAGCUCUGACGUACUAACAAAAAUCAUGAAGGCUGUAGAAAGACAAUAUAUGCCUUUUUUUUCUUCUUGUAUUGUGAUAUCAGUGUUUGGUACAUCGUCAAAGGAGUCGAGAAAGAAAGGGAGAUAUUUUGUGGCAGUGGUGACUGAGAAGAAGUCAAACCUUUCAAUGCAUCAGCUAGCUUCUCCCCCAGGAAUCAUUGGAAAUAAAGUAAAGAAUUAUGACAACAGCCACCAGUGCGGUGUUCCCCAAUAACGAGGGCGCUAGCUGUGUUUCUCCGACUGCUGUCCAUGUUGCCGCCCUUUUUUUAAAAUUUUGGGAACUGACACUCGGGACCCACUGCCACUUGGAUCUCAGCCCCUUUCUACUCUUGUAGACUUCGGUUUGCCCAAAUAUAAAGGGAUUAAAUGUAUUUUACAAAUAAAA